Messenger RNA from Panicum virgatum (switchgrass), 1827 nucleotides. RefSeq names its product lecithin-cholesterol acyltransferase-like 1. Lineage: Eukaryota; Viridiplantae; Streptophyta; Magnoliopsida; Poales; Poaceae. The record is from RefSeq and is a predicted model, not a curated record. Gene Ontology annotation, biological process: lipid metabolic process. The transcript has 2 exons. The coding region runs from base 198 to 1532 and encodes 444 amino acids.
AAGGACACAAUCAUGUCCACCUCCUUCGAAAGGGACGGCCCCGGCCGCCGGAACCUAACAAGGCCAACGUUCUUCACACAUGUUGUGUUCGUCUCUAUAAGUCUAUAUAGGUAGCCUAUCGAUUGGAUCGAGGCGCACGGCUGCCGACACACAGAUCACUGACCGAAAGGGGCAGCGUCGCCAGUCGAUCGCCGCCCAUGGGGAUCCUCCGGCUCCUGCUGCCACUCCUCCUGCUCCUGCUGCCCCCCGGCCUCCGGGAGUACUUCUCGCCGGCGAUCAACCCCGUGCCGGAGCAGGAUGGUAGUAGCAGUGCUGCUGCUCCUGCUCCCGGCGGCGGCGUCGUCCUCCACCCGAUGGUGCUGGUGCCCGGGUUGACCUGCAGCGAGCUGGAGGUGCGCCUCACGGACGCCUACCGCCCGACCCUGCCGCACUGCGGCGCCAUGAAGGGCAAGGGCUGGUUCGGGCUCUGGGCCAACUGCUCCGACAUCCCCGCGCACCACUACGUCCCGUGCUUCAUGGAGCAGAUGAGCCUCGUCUACGACCCUGCCGCCGGCGACUACCGGAACCUGCCUGGCGUUGAGACGCGCGUCCGCAACUUCGGCUCCUCGCGGGGCUUCCAGAGGAACCCAGAGCACACGGACUGGUGCUUCGAGAUCCUCAGGAAGGAGCUGGAGAGGAUCGGGUACCGCGACGGUGACACCCUCUUCGGGGCGACCUACGACCUCCGCCAUGCCCCGCCGGUGCCCGGCCAGUCAUCCGAGGUCUUCACCCGCUACUUCCGGCAGCUGACGCGCCUCAUCGAGGACGCGAGCAGGAGGAAUCAGGGCAGGAAGGCCAUCCUCUUCGGCCACAGCUUCGGUGGAACGGUGGCGCUGGAGUUCGUGCGGAGCACCCCGAUGGCGUGGCGAGACCGGCACAUCAAGCACCUCGUCCUCGUCGCGCCGCUCCCGGCGGGAGGAUUCGUCAAGACGGUGCAGUACUUCGCGUCCGGGUCGGAUCUCCUCUUUGUCCCGGGAGUCGACCCGCUGACCCUCACCCUGCGGCCCAUGUGGCGGACCUUCGAGUCCGCCAUCGUCAACUUCCCGGCGCCGGCGGUGUUCGGGCGCAAGCCGCUCGUGAUCACCAAGGACCGGAACUACUCCGCCCACGACAUGGAGGACUUCCUCGCCGCCACCGGUUACGGCGCCGCCGUGGAGCCAUUCAGGAGGCGGGUAGUCCCCAAGAUGGGCUAUUUUCAGGCGCCCAUGGUGCCAACGACGUGCCUCAAUGGGGUGGGGAUCGAGACGCCGGAGCAGCUUGUGUACUGGGAUGGCGACUUCGACGCGGACCCGGAGACGGUGAACGGCGACGGGGACGAGGACAUCAAUCUGGCCAGCAUGCUGGCAUUCGAUGAGCAGAUGCGCCAGCAGCCGGAGCAGAACAAGCUGUUCAAGACGAUCAAGCUUCAUGGAGCUAAGCACGGUACGAUUGUGACGGAGGACUGGGCGCUGAAGAGGGUCGUGCAGGAAAUCCUUGAAGCCAAUCGUAUCUAGGGCUCUAGGCGAUCAUAAAAGAAGAAUCUAUAUAGUGGGCUAGCUAGAUGAUUGGAUCUUUAUUAUCAUCCAAUUAUCUGCAGUGUUUGGACUUGCACGCAUAGUAAAUUUCUUUUUGCUCGUUCGAAUUCGCGAAAACAUGAUGCAGUAGUUCAGCUCUCUGUUGAGCCAGUACAUUUGUUUUUGAUCAAAUUGCAGUUUAGCUCUUCCUGUACUCGUAGGAUUGUCUUACCUAGCCCUAGCUUUUAACUUCUUGCAGAUUAUAUAUAUUUUUUUCAUCUUUAUAAACGUGCAA